Pezoporus flaviventris is the source of this 2402-nucleotide messenger RNA. RefSeq names its product proto-oncogene tyrosine-protein kinase Yrk. Gene Ontology annotation, molecular function: signaling receptor binding; non-membrane spanning protein tyrosine kinase activity; ATP binding. Lineage: Eukaryota; Metazoa; Chordata; Aves; Psittaciformes; Psittacidae. The record is from RefSeq and is a predicted model, not a curated record. The coding region runs from base 164 to 1777 and encodes 537 amino acids. Gene Ontology annotation, cellular component: extrinsic component of cytoplasmic side of plasma membrane. Gene Ontology annotation, biological process: cell surface receptor protein tyrosine kinase signaling pathway; protein phosphorylation; cell differentiation. The transcript has 13 exons.
GGGGUGCUGUGGUGUUUCCCCAGCCUGAGGUCUCAUCCGGAGCAGCGCGGGAGCAGGGGUCCAUGCGAGCCGGAGCAGCAGGGCUGGCGGAGCCUGUUCCCAUCCCCGAGGUGACAAUGGAGCAGCUGAAGUGACCUGAGGAGCUGUUGCAGUCGUGCCCAGGAUGGGCUGUGUGCACUGCAAAGAGAAGGGCACCCGCAAAGGGCAAGUGGGGGGCGAGCUGGGUGCCCCCCAGCCCCCUGUGUCCCAGUAUGACCCCGAGCCCACGCAGCCGGGUGCCAUCUUCACCCGCAUCCCUGACUUCAACAACUUCCACGGCGCAGCGGUCCCUGCAGCUCCAUCCUUGCUGGGGCCGGGGGGCUUCACCUCCAACACGCUGCAGAUGCGGAGCGGGGGCAUCUCAGGGGGAGGUGUGACGCUCUUCAUUGCCCUCUAUGACUAUGAGGCCAGGACGGAGGAUGACCUGACCUUCCAGAAGGGGGAGAAAUUCCACAUCAUCAACAACACGGAGGGUGACUGGUGGGAGGCCAGGUCGCUGAGCUCGGGUGCCACCGGCUACAUCCCCAGCAACUACGUGGCCCCGGUGGACUCGAUCCAGGCAGAAGAGUGGUACUUUGGGAAGAUCGGGCGCAAGGAUGCGGAGCGGCAGCUCCUGUGUCACGGCAACUGCAGGGGCACUUUCCUCAUCCGGGAGAGUGAGACAACCAAAGGUGCCUAUUCCCUCUCCAUCCGGGACUGGGAUGAGGCCAAAGGAGACCAUGUGAAGCACUAUAAGAUCCGGAAACUUGACAACGGGGGCUACUACAUCACCACCCGUGCCCAGUUCGACACUGUCCAGCAGCUGGUCCAGCACUAUAUAGAGCGGGCGGCCGGGCUGUGCUGCCGCCUGGCUGUGCCGUGCCCCAGGGGGACCCCCAGGCUGGCCGACCUGUCUGUUAAGACCAAGGACGUGUGGGAGAUCCCCCGCGAGUCCCUCCAGCUCCUCAAGAAGCUGGGCAAUGGGCAGUUCGGGGAAGUGUGGAUGGGGACAUGGAAUGGCACCACGAAGGUGGCGGUGAAGACGCUGAAGCCCGGCACCAUGUCCCCAGAGGCCUUCCUGGAGGAGGCUCAGAUCAUGAAGCGCCUGCGGCACGACAAGCUGGUGCAGCUCUAUGCCGUGGUGUCGGAGGAGCCCAUCUACAUCGUCACCGAGUUCAUGAGCCAGGGCAGCUUGCUGGACUUCCUGAAGGAUGGGGAUGGCCGCUACCUGAAGCUGCCCCAACUGGUGGAUAUGGCUGCUCAGAUCGCGGCGGGCAUGGCUUACAUUGAGCGGAUGAACUACAUCCACCGGGAUCUUCGUGCUGCCAACAUCCUGGUGGGAGACAACCUGGUGUGCAAGAUCGCUGACUUCGGCCUCGCUCGCCUCAUUGAGGACAACGAGUACACAGCGCGCCAGGGUGCCAAGUUCCCCAUCAAAUGGACUGCUCCAGAGGCUGCUCUCUUUGGGAAAUUCACCAUCAAGUCGGAUGUCUGGUCCUUUGGCAUCCUCCUGACAGAGCUGGUGACCAAAGGCCGGGUGCCCUACCCAGGGAUGAACAACCGGGAGGUGCUGGAGCAGGUGGAGCGCGGGUACCGCAUGCAGUGCCCCGGGAGCUGCCCCCCAUCCCUGCACGAGGUGAUGGUGCAGUGCUGGAAGCGGGAGCCCGAGGAGCGUCCCACCUUCGAGUACCUCCAGUCCUUCCUCGAGGACUACUUCACCGCCACCGAGCCCCAGUACCAGCCUGGUGACAACCAGUGACCCCCCUCCCCCGGGUUUGGGGUGGCCUUGGGGCAGGGGAGGUGCUCCCUUUGGCCGUGACCCCCCAAAACCCACCCACUGGGAGGUACUUGGGGUGCCCCAUGGGGGACACGGGGCUUUGCACAAGGAUUCUGCCCCCAGAGAGGGGGCAAAGCAGUGCCCCCCACCCCUUGUUGCCUUCACAGCCGGCUCUGAACCAGAGGAGUGCUUUGGGGAACCUCCCCAUGGCCCCCGGACACUCCUGUUAUAGCAGCAGAGGCCUUGGGGUUGGGGGCUCCAUCUCUUCUUCCCCAGCAGCUGGGGGGGUUCAACCCACCCCAAAUCCUGGCUCUGACCUGGAGAAAGUCACCUCAACCCCCUUUAUGUCAUCUUUAAUUUAUAGGAUUUCAUACCCUUCACCCUCAGGGACCCCUGUAUUUGGGGGGAUCCCCUCGUGUCCAUCCCCCCCCCCCCCUUAAUCUCCUCUCCUUAAAGCCAUAAACCUCUGCUUGCACUGGGGGGGGUGAUGACACACAAACAGGGAGUCUUGGGAUCCCAGGGGUUGAGGCUGGGGGCUCAGAUCUGCCCCUGGGGCUGUUUCCCAUUGCCCUGUGUGGGGGCAGGAGGGGGGGGUACGGGAUGGGGU